Pseudogymnoascus verrucosus is the source of this 1903-nucleotide messenger RNA. It is a transcript of the gene MTG2, whose product is annotated as Putative GTPase. The transcript has 2 exons. Gene Ontology annotation, cellular component: mitochondrion. Gene Ontology annotation, molecular function: GTPase activity; GTP binding. The coding region runs from base 1 to 1767 and encodes 588 amino acids. The record is from RefSeq and is a predicted model, not a curated record. NCBI's taxonomy places the organism in Eukaryota, Fungi, Ascomycota, Leotiomycetes, Thelebolales, Thelebolaceae.
AUGGUCCUAGAAUAUACGGUGGCCGAGAUUAUUUAUUCCGCAGCCUCUAUCAAAAAGUCCAACGAGGAGAGCGACGACGACGCUCCUUCCACAUUCACCACCUCUGGGACUCUGACGCCAUUCCUCUAUCCCUUCCUCUGCAGCACCACGACUCCUCGAACCCUCCCGCGCCUGGCUCAAAAAUGCUUCUCCCGCCAGCAACCCCCCCGACACCUCUCGACAACCCCCAGAGCCCUCUCAGCAGACUCCGACCCUCUCUCAAGCGUCCCAGUGCACCUCAAUAACCAACCCAUCUCGCACCUCAACCCCCCACCCUCCGACUACGGCCGCACCAUCUUCUCCGACCGCGCCACCGUCCACCUCCACGCCGGCGACGGCGGCCACGGCUGCAUCUCCUUCCUGAAAGAAAAAUACAUCGCCGCCGGCCCCGCCAACGGCGGCGACGGCGGCUACGGGGGUAGCAUCUACAUCCAAGCCGUCCGGGGGGAGACCUCUCUGCACAAGCUCGCGCGCCGCAACAUCAUCAAAGCCGGGCGCGGCAAGAACGGGCAAGGCAAGACCCGCGGCGGCGAGCGCGGCGACGACGUCGUCAUCCAGGUCCCUGUCGGCACUGUGAUUCGCGAGAUCGAGCGCGUGGACCCGGUCUCGAAUGAGGAGCUGAAAUUGCAGUUCCAGGGUGAUGCGCCGGAGGGGGAGGUGCGCGAGCAUGCUGGGCCGUAUAAAUGGGAUCGCGAUAAGUGGCUGCUUUACCCGGCCAUUACGCCGGAAGAUAUUGCAACUGCUGACUUCCCGAGUCUCCCGAAAGCGCGCCGCUCUCAUCUUGCUUCUGCGCAGGAGAUGGCUCCGAUAAACCUAGACCUUAGCCAGCCGAUGGAGAAACCCAUUCUCCUUGCUGCCGGCGCCGUUGGCGGUCUCGGAAACCCGCAUUUCGUGUCCCAGGGUGCCUCGCGCCCGAAGUACGCCACCAAGGGCUCUGAGGGGUUGCAUAUCACACUCGAGCUCGAGCUGAAGCUACUCGCAGACGUAGGACUCGUCGGGCUACCCAACGCAGGCAAAUCGACACUUCUGCGCGCAGUCAGCAACUCGCGCGCCCGCGUGGGCAACUGGGCUUUCACGACGCUACAGCCUAACAUCGGAACUGUGGUGCUGGACAACCACAAGGGCCGCCCAUUGACCGUGUCAAGCUACGAGACCGGCGAGCCACGCACGAAUUACACCAUUGCGGAUAUCCCUGGUCUAGUCAAAGACGCGCAUCUCGACCGCGGCCUAGGCGUCUCCUUCCUGCGCCACGUCGAGCGCGCGCGCGUCCUCGCAUUCGUAAUCGACCUCGCCGCCGGCGACGCCGUGACAGCGCUGAAAUCCCUCUGGCGCGAAGUCGGGAUGUACGAGCGCAUGAAGAUCGAAGAGGAAGCCGCGAAAGAGAAGAAAGAACAGAUUGUGAAAUGGAGCCCCAUGCAGCCUAGCCAGGACGAGGACGAGCCUCGUGGUUCGAGCUAUCACGAUAAAGUACCCCGUAGCGAGGAUGCCGGGGGGAUUGCGAGUAAACCUUGGUUUGUGGUGGCGAGUAAGGCGGAUUUGGAGGGGUCGCAGGAGAAUUAUGCUAAGUUGAAAGAGUAUUUGGAGAGGGUUACGAAGGGGGAGGAGGAGCAUCCUAGUGGGCAGAAGGAUGGGUAUGUCAAGGACUUGGUUGCGUUGCCUAUUUCUGCCAUUAAUGGGCAUGGGGUUGAUGGGAUCACGAAGUUGGUUGUGGGUAUGCUUAAUGCGUAGACCGCGCCGGGAAGGAAGGAUGGGGGAUAGAUGUACGAUAUUGUACAGUACCAUAAAUUUGUAUAUAAUGUAUGAUAGAUGUCAUUAAUCAGGCGAACCACAUACGGUUUAAAUCAACGGAGUCACAGUUGCAUAG